Cygnus atratus (black swan) is the source of this 3743-nucleotide messenger RNA. It is a transcript of the gene VTI1A, whose product is annotated as vesicle transport through interaction with t-SNAREs 1A. Gene Ontology annotation, cellular component: ER to Golgi transport vesicle membrane; late endosome membrane; Golgi apparatus. The record is from RefSeq and is a predicted model, not a curated record. Gene Ontology annotation, biological process: Golgi to vacuole transport; retrograde transport, endosome to Golgi; intra-Golgi vesicle-mediated transport. Lineage: Eukaryota; Metazoa; Chordata; Aves; Anseriformes; Anatidae. Bases 93 to 656 code for a protein of 187 amino acids. Gene Ontology annotation, molecular function: SNAP receptor activity; SNARE binding. The transcript has 8 exons.
GCAGCGCCGUGCGGGCGGCGGGGACGCGUUUUGCGGGGAGCAGAACGCGGAAGCGGCCGUGCGAGGAGCGGCGCCCCGCCGCCGCCGCCGCCAUGUCCUCCGACUUCGAGAGCUACGAGCAGGACUUCGCCGUGCUGACGGCCGACAUCACGGGCCGCAUCGGCAAGGUGCCCAAGCUGCUCGGAGAUGAGAAGAAGCAGAUGGUUGCAAAUGUCGAGAAACAGCUUGAAGAAGCAAGGGAACUGCUUGAGCAGAUGGAGCUUGAAGUUCGAGAGAUUCCACCUCAAAGUCGGGGAAUGUACAGCAGUCGAAUGAGAAGCUACAAACAAGAAAUGGGAAAACUUGAAGCUGAUUUCAAAAGGUCACGGAUCGCCUACAGUGAUGAGGUGCGGAAUGAGCUCCUAGGGGAUGACGGGAAUUCCUCAGAGAACCAGAGGGCACAUCUGCUCGAUAACACAGAGAGGCUGGAAAGGUCAUCUCGGAGACUAGAGGCUGGAUACCAAAUAGCAGUGGAAACCGAACAGAUUGGACAGGAGAUGCUGGAAAACCUCAGCCAUGACAGAGAGAAGAUCCAGCGUGCUCGGGAAAGGCUUAGAGAAACAGAUGCAAACCUGGGGAAGAGCUCCAGGAUUUUGACAGGGAUGUUGAGAAGGUAAGGCCAAGGAUCAUCCAAAACCGAAUUUUGAUCGUUGUUCUGGCACUCUUCAUCAUCCUCACCACCGCGAUGGCUAUUUAUUUUUCUGUCAAGAGACGCUGAUAUCUUUGUUCUUCACUAAGCAGCAACAAACUGCUUGUUCUGAGUAAUUAAGACAAAGUGGUCACAUGAAUCAUUCUCUUGCACUGACAGAGUCUCCCUCUCUUUUCCACUAUUCAACUCAGGUGCAAGUGGUGUAAAAUAUUUUGUAUUAUUGAUGGCAUAGCUGAUGGUAUGUGGGGAUGAUUAUUUUUCUUAUAUUUUUUGUCUUUAUCUGAGUGUUUCUGGAAUCUUAAUAUUUGUUUGGGGGAGGGCUUGCUCUGGUGUAGAAAGACCUAGUGUGUGUCCAAUUCUACCCCAGACAAUUAGUAUGUAAGUUCGAAGAGUUUAGAAAGGUAAAAGUGGUCUUUGCACUUUUCUUGUGCUAUACAGGGUGUAUGAAUAUCAAGCAGUAUCUGACCUUAUGUGAUAUAGAAUACGAGUAAAGCACAGACCAAUGAUGUAGGAAGUGAACCUGUCUCCUGUGACUAACUCCUGAUCAUGAAUCAUGGUAAUAGAGGUAAGCAGGUUAAGAACAGCAGGUAGUUUUUAAAAGAGAGCAACCUUUAGAUGAUGUUUAAUAUCUCCUGUGAAUCCAAAACAUUAUUUAACUUUUUAUUUUUUUUUAAUUUAAUCUUUCUUUUCUGCUUAUUCAAAACACUUCCAUCAAGAUUAUGAUAAAGCAUCAUUUGCCCAAAAAGAUAGUUGUGGCCACAGUCCAUCUCUUGAAUCAGUUUCAAAUCUUCCAAUGUUGAUAUAAGUACUGAUAAGUGUAUACACUAGAUCUUUAUUAAAGGUGUACAAAGGUACUUACCUAUUCAUUGCUGAUUGAACAGAGAUCCUAAAUAAUAGUUUAGUGGCAAGCACUUGACUACCAUUAAACAAAAAUCUAGAUUUUGCAUAUUGGCCUAUGUUGACACCAUGUGUUGAAAAUAUUUUUAGUGUAUUCAAUUCUGAUGUGAUGUUCCCCCUUUUAAACAGAAACUGUAAAAAUGUUAAUUUAUACAAGCUUUUAGGUCAUACAAUAUAUCAGAAUUUCAUCUUCUAGGCUACCUGCGUGUAAAUGAGCUGUGUUUCUCUUUUCCUGUGGGCCGUACCUCUCUUAUAGAUAUGUGUGGGUUAUUUGGCUUAUAAUUAAGCUUAUAGCUCCAGCAAGGGUCAUUUUCUGGUGUUGUAGUAAAGUAAUUUUCAUGAUAACUUUUCAACUCGUUGUAUGUAAUCCCUUACAAAUACUACAAUUUGAGAGGGAUUUUAUGCCCUUGAACUUAAGCUCUAAAAUGCUUUCAUGAAACAAAAAGCUGACAGCUUUCAAACUCCCUCAAAAUUAAGCAGGAACUAAGCACCAAAUUUUCAUGUGUGCCUUAGAUCUGUUGGGGUUUCAGCAUCCCUGAGGUCUCUGCCAACUUGCUAUGCUGUCUCUGGAAGUUGAUUUUGGGAUAAAAACCUGGGAGUUGAUUUUGGCCCUACAUGUGGCCCAUCUCUUUCUACGUGGAAAUUAAUAACCCAGCUACAAGGACGUUGCUAUUGAUAUUAUAGCUAAGACCUGGAAACAUGGUGAUAAAUGCAGAAUAAAAGGAUCCAGAAGAAAAAUGGUACUCACUAAAACAAGUUGAAGCAUGUAUGGUCAGCUGUGGGUUUUGAGUUUCAUGCAACUUGUGCCUAAGUUCAAAAGCAGUUUCUACACCAGGUUUCUCCUCCUGCUCAUGUCAAUGGCUGUAGGGUUGGGCUGGUACCAAAGUUCCUGGGUAAUACAAAAACCACGUUUUUGGGAGGUGCUGCUCUGUACAGCACUGCUUGAUCAUGUUCAGCUACUUACCUCGACAGCCCAGCACUGCGGCAAGGCAAUGGGACCCCCUCGCCACCUGCAAGUCUCUGUUGAGGCACCCUCUCCUUUCAUACUUGCAAGAUGUGUGGUAGGUAUCACAGGGCUCUCAAACACGGAAAGAUUUGGGUGUUCGUUGCAUAGCGUGGAGGCUGGCUGACCUUUACUCGCAACAUGCAUUCAAAUUAAGCAUUUAGGGUUGUGUAAGCGGAACCCUGGCCGUUAGCUUGAAGCGGUGGCACUGAGCUGAGUUCAGGCAAAUUAGGGAGAAGUCUGGCAGUGUUAGAAGGUAUUUAUCCUCUCCUAAGCAAAUUAGGAGAUGCAUAUUUUGUAAGGCAGAAAACCGUCAAGAAGGGAACCUAAAGCUCUGUCUGUUGCCUAGACAUUUUCAGUGUUGCCUCAAUAAUUUAACUAUCAUGGGGAUUGAUUCAUGACUACUGAUCUUAACAGUGACCUAUGACUAGGUUUUGCCCUCUAUCUAGCCACCUGCUGGAAUCAGCAAAAAGCUGAAAGGAAGCUAGUUUUCCUUAUCCCAGUAUAAAUCUAGGGCAUAGUGUCACAUCAGAUACAUCCACUCAGAUGGGAAUGAGGGAGAGAGAGAGACUGCCACACGAAGCCUUCAUCUUCACUUUUGAUGAACCUGCUAUUGCUAUGUUUCUCAUGCCCGUUUCUCAACCCGUUAAUAACUUCUCUGUGCCUGCUUUGCAUGCUCACGUACUCCCCACGUGUAAAAUAGUGCUCGAGUGGAAGUUGUGCUCUUCAAAACGCACCAUGGCUGCUCUCCAUCCCGUUUCCCUCGAGCUCGAGAAGCAUACAGGUGAGAUACACCAGGUGUACUCGUUUGGUUGGGGAUGGAGUGACUUGGAUGCGGAGUGCAGCCCCAGCCAGCUCGGCAAUGUGCUGGGGCUGUACAGCAUGAGAAGAGAAAUACCCACAGGUAGGGUGACAAGCCCCGGGUUCAGCCUUCCGCCGAACUGGUGUUGUCACAUCUGUAGUGCAUCUGUGAAUAAAUCCAAGUACUUACAAGUGUAUACCUCAAAGAGUGAAAUGUUUCUAAUGUCGCCAGCCUUUGUUGAAAAAUGACAAAUCAAAAAAUGCACGCGUGGUGCUGUGUGCGAAAUUUGUCCUUGCUAAACAGCUGCACUUGCAGAAUAAAUAAACUAAUUCUGUGCUGAUACAAAAUCAAAA